Ilyonectria robusta is the source of this 2349-nucleotide messenger RNA. RefSeq lists its product as uncharacterized. The transcript is spliced from 4 exons. The record is from RefSeq and is a predicted model, not a curated record. The coding region runs from base 1 to 2349 and encodes 782 amino acids. Lineage: Eukaryota; Fungi; Ascomycota; Sordariomycetes; Hypocreales; Nectriaceae.
AUGCCGCCCCGGAAACUCCACCAGAUUGCGGUUGGGAAAUGCCAUGCGCAAACCGCCACGGACCGGUUUGGCGAUGGCGCAAAGAUUGCCGUUCGUGACCGUGAACGAGCUUCGCUUGGCAUGCAUCCCCAUAACGCUGAGAUGCCCUUCACUUGGCCCGGUCUCGACUCGGACGACGAACAGGAGUCCGUUUCAUCCAUAUAUAGGGUCAUUCCCAGCAUGCAAAAGUUCCGUAACAACCUGACGGCCCUCUCCCAGGUGUACAAUCUCUACUUUGUCGCGUACCAAGGCCGAAUCUUUGUCUACAGACCCCGUACCGUCCCGACGCAGACGAUCCCUCGCCGACCGGACCUGCAACUCGCCCCUAAGCCCAGUGUUGCCGCUUUUUCGAUUGGUGGAUUCCUUGAUUUUAGGCGACCGCAUUUGAUCAAUCACAUCGUUACUGGGUUUCUAGGAAAGGAAGAGGUUGUCGUCGCAUGCUACGACGACGGCGAUGUUGUGGCUUAUUAUGUCAAGGAGGUGGCUGAACGAGUGUUCCACCGCCGCGGCGUAACGACUGGCGCAUCAUCCAGAGGACCACCAAGGCGAUUCUUCCACGAAAAUGUUGGCAUUUCUGCAUGGGGGCUAGCAGUACAUGAGAAAUCGCGGCUCAUCGCCGUCAGCUCGAACCGGCAUGAGGUGACUGUCUUUGCUUUUGGGCUUGCUUCAGAGCGCUCCAUAUCCAAGGAAUUAUUAGCCCAGAUUCCCCGUGACCAAACUGACGCGAAUGUUCGCCAGCGAGCCCGGAACUGGAGGAUCGUGGUCCUGCUGGGUACACACGCGGAUAAUGUUCCUAAUGUUUGCUUCAUAGAUGAUGACGACGGCUACGCAGAGAAGAUCUGCGCCAUUGAUAUUAAGGGGGCCAUGUGGCUGGCCGCCAUCUGGAAGGCGAACCAGCCCCCAAUAUACAUAUCUCCCCUCUGUCAUCCCCAACUGAAAAGCGAGGAAUUCUACCCUGCCCCUUCUAGAGGUUGGGGUAUUCUUGCCCUCCCGGAGAGCAGUUUCAUCCAAGUUAAAACCCCGGAGGAGCUGUUUGGGCUACCCGCAAGCCGAGUAGAUCUCGUUUACGAACCGCCUGGCCGUGGUGGUCAGCCUCUAGUGAACGUUAGGAAAAUUCUCAAUGACAUUCCUGGGAACCCUUGUCGGUUGCCUUCGGCGGCAUUCGCAACCAUUGUUUUGAACCAACUUCCACCCAUGAUCUUCCCGGCCCAAACCAUGGCAGUCCAGGAAGCUGGCGCUUUGAUGGGUGAAUUUGAAGUAAGCGAAGGAGAGUUUGGAGAAUCAGAAGCUGACAGCGAUGGGGGGGAGGAGGAGGUGGAAGAAGGCCAGGAGGGAGACGAUAUAGCUGAAGCCGGGGUUAUGGUUGACGCCAAUGAUAACGACAUGAAUGCGCCUCAGGUGCAUGUCGACCCCCCGGGCCCUUGGGUUUUCCAAGCUGCGUUUGGGGAAGUUGACGAGGUGUUUGGGGUGCUAGGGGAGGGGGACGGCGAGUUCCAACAAGGAGUUGCAGCCGUGGGUGUGGCAGAACUCUCGUUGGAUACGUUCGAUAAGACAGGUAGCAUGUCGUCGGACGGACAGGCCCAAAUGCUCGACGAUCGGCCGUUGGACUCAUUCCCCACGCGGCUUGACAUGACUUUCUUCCCACACAAUGGAGUUGUCCAUCCGACCCCACGGGAUAAGGCCCGGCUUCUGGCGUUUCUAGAGCGCCCCUAUGAGUACAACGCUCGCCCCAGACAGGAUGAGCAGGCACUGGCGAAAUACGCGAACAAGUUCCACCUGCUGCGGACAUACGAAAAGGACAUCGAGAUGCGAGGGUUUUGUCAUUCCAAGGAAACGGGUCGCAAAGAGUUUGGUGUUUUAUGCCCCGACGCCCUCAACUUUGGACACUUUCGAGACCAAGGUCUCAGGCAUCACUUUCAUGCGACUAGUCGACUCAAUAUGUUUGCUCAUGCGCCGGAGUUGGCACUUGUGGUAAUCGGGUCGCCGACGGGACGUGUUGUGUUGUUGACGCUGACUCGAUUGGCCGUACCGAUCGAUCGACCGGAGGGAGUAUGGGAACACGGGUUCCGCGUGGAAUGGGUUCUACCAACUCGAGCGGACGAGGAGGCACACCGAAAAGUUCUCCGGCCACUACAUGGCAUGGCUUUGGGUCCGGUGCAGUCGGGUGACGGCGACGGCCACGGCGACGGGACGGGAAGAAAUGCGGCGCUGCCGCGGAGAUAUCGGCUGAUGUUGCACUAUCGCAACCACGACAUUCUAUCGUACGAGAUUACACGCGAGGGUCAGACAGGCAAACUGUGCAUAUUCUAA